Molecule: messenger RNA, 1762 nt
Organism: Ceraceosorus bombacis
Lineage: Eukaryota; Fungi; Basidiomycota; Exobasidiomycetes; Ceraceosorales; Ceraceosoraceae
Source: the annotation of a GenBank genome assembly
AUGAAGGGCGGGGGAUAUUGUAGUCUCGAAUUCAUUUUGACAGCGAAUUCCACUCAGAACUUGUAAGACUGCGCAGCGGCCCGCGCGCGCAUUACGCACGACCGCAAGGGAAACGUCACCGCAAGACGCGCAUCCGCGAUCGAUCGACCUUGCGCUCGAGUUUGCCCUCGCUCCGGCUCGCGUGCCCCUUCUGCUUUUGCUCCUGACCACCACUGCAACAAUCGACUUGGCCCAGACCACCUGAUAUUCGUGUGCGUAUCUCAAGGCCUGAAAGCUUUGACGACCCCGACUGCGGCUACAAGGACACAGCCAACUUUUUUCACUACGACCACAAUUGGGAGCCUUAUCAGCAAGUCGACAUAAUGGUGAGAGUCGCACAUCGUCUAGCUAGCUGGUGGGAGUAUCUCAGCUCAGCAGUACGCUCACUUCUUUCUUGCUCUCGUAGCCUCGACCAGUAGCAUCAACGCCCCACUUGGUGUGGGCUGCGGGGCACUUCUUCACCCUGUUGGCGGGCCUGAGAUAUCUGCUCGGAACCAUCACCUUUGCGACUAGUGGAGGUGGACUGAGCGCGUGGUACAGGAUUGCGUACCUAGGCGCCAUUAUCAGCUAUGGAGUGGUAGUAUAUAAGAGCUUCGGGGUGAGUGAAUAGGCUAGGCUAGGAGAGGCAGAGAACUGCUCGAGCUUCCGCCGCUCGUUUCGCCAGAAUGCCCGCAAGUCGAGCCGCUGGCUGAGCGGCUCAAAGAGGCCCAGAGGUGUAGACUGGGUUGCAAUGAAGCUUGGGCCUGCCGCAGGCAGUUCUUCGGGGACGCCGUGUCCGAAAGCGAGCCUUCUGCUGACCUGCCCCUUUUUUUGGAAUGUCACACGUCAGGUACCGCAAGCCAACAAAGCAUACAUCCAACGCGCACUCAUGGAUGAGAAUGUGCAGUACCUCUUUCUCGCGCUGUACUGGUGGUUCACUCAACCGAUCUUCAGUGAGUACAGCGGCGCCUCUUGCUAGUGCUUGUCCCCUUCAGCUUCGCUCAUGCUUUGAGCGUCUCUCCCGUCCAGUCACCUUGGUCCCCUACACAACCUUCUCUCUCUUUCACGUCCUUACCUUCACACGGACGACUGUGAUUCCAAUGGUGUUUCCCACGUCUCCGGCUGCUUCCAGAGCAGAAGGCGCAUCUGAACCAACUGGCUUCCCCACAAAAGUCAGCAAGAUGAUCCAGGGCUGUAAGUGCCUCUCGAUCUUUGAAACGGCUUUGGCCGACACAGGGCAGUGCUGACGCCGCGCGCAAUUUGAUGGUACUAUCAAACAGGGGUCAAGCAAAAUUAUGACCCCGCCAUGCGCUUCGUAGCCUACUCCGAAGUUCUCGUAUUCGCUCGUGUCACCUUUGGGGCCAUCUUGCUUCGCAACAGUCUGCUGGCUCCGCUCUUCUACGCGCACUUCUGCAGGCUGCGUUUUUAUAUGAGCUCUUUCACCCGGGAUGCUUUCCAGCACGUGUCCAGCGAGCUUGAUAAGGCCACAGCAAACCCAAGCUGCCCGGAGCUUGUCCGCAGAGCUUACUUGAUGGGAACUGACUUGGUGAGUGUCUGUGAAGCCUUGCAUGGCACUAGACGCCUGAGAUAAUCUGGAAAGGCAAUCUGCUAAUCAAGGUGCCCCUCUUGAUUCUCACAACAGAUCUCGCGCUACGCUUCAACUGUUCUGAACUUGCAGAACCAGGCAGCACCAGCAGCUGGAGGGGCACGUCCCGCGGCAACUGGUGGUGCGACUGCCCAGUGA